Molecule: messenger RNA, 1268 nt
Organism: Myotis lucifugus (little brown bat)
Lineage: Eukaryota; Metazoa; Chordata; Mammalia; Chiroptera; Vespertilionidae
Gene: LYPD3
Product: LY6/PLAUR domain containing 3
Exons: 2
Coding region: 62-745 (227 amino acids)
Cellular component (GO): plasma membrane
Source: RefSeq, a predicted model, not a curated record
AGAGGACCCGGGCUGUGAGGCGGCACACCGAGGGGGAACUCUGAGGGAGCAGGAUCGCAUCAUGGACCCCGCCAGGAAAGCAGGUGCCCAGGCAGUGAUCUGGACUACAGGUUGGCUGCUGCUGCUGCUGCCCAUGCUGCUCCAAGCCAAACCAGCGAGGGCUGUUUUGGAGGUUUUUGCCUCUAAGUUUUACUCUGGCGGGGCCUACCCGGCCCUGUCUUCAACGCCCGGCCUGUGUGUGUCUCCCUCCUCAGCUAAUGUGACCGUGUCCCUGCCUGUCCGGGGUUGCGUCCAGGACGAGUUCUGCACCCGGGAUGCGGUGACAGGCCCCGGCUUCACGCUCAGCGGCUCCUGCUGCAAGGGGUCCCGCUGCAACGCAGACCUCCGCAACAAGACCUUCUUCUCCCCGCGAAUCCCGCCCCUGGUCCUGCUGCCCGUCCCUCGGUCCACCACUCCGGCCGCCACCACCCCGGUGGUCACUACCUCCGCCCGAGCACCGACCAAGCCCGUCUCCACCACCAAAUCCAGCCCCGCCUCCGCCAGCCAGACCCCUCCGAAGGCGGUAGAACCCAAGACGGCGCACAAAGAGGAGUCCAGCGUGGCCGGAGGCGCCUCGGGCCACCAGGACCGCAGUAAUAAGGAGCAAUACCCCACGAAAACGUGGGCCCAUAACCAAGGCUCGGCAGCGCCCGCGGCCGGGCUGGCGGCUCUUCUGCUGGCGGUGGCUGCUGGCGCCCUACUAUGAGCUCCUCCUCCGCCUGGGAGCCUCCUCCCUGCCCUCCUGCCCUAGCCCUGGGUACCCUCCCCUCUCCUCCCCGCCACUGGACUGGGCUGGCCCAGCCCCUGUUCUUCCAUUUACCUCACUCAGUACCCAGCUUCCGCUGCGCUGGCUUGCGGCUCCGGGAAAUAAAGGGACCUUUGUACAUAUCCUCUGGGUGUUGUAGCUUUUUGAGGCAGCAAACGUAUCCCCCGAAUCCUAGUCUCUCCCCUGUCCUCAUGGUGAGGAGAGUAGUUGGAACUGUCCCCGGGACUGCGGGAGAGACCAUGAUGAGCUUUCCCAUAGCCAACCUGGAAGGUGGGGGGCCGAGCGGGGUAGCGGGUCCCUCCUCCGCGGGCGGCGGGCCCUGCCCGGCAUCUCCGUGGGAACGGUCUCAGCGGCUGUCUUCCCUGCUAGACUGUGAGCUCCUCAAGGGCAGGGACCGAGCCUUAUGCCUCUGUGGUCAGUUUCUGGAACGUAAAGGCCUCAAUAAAAGUUGGAUUACUUUGUA